CAAGGAAGGAACGACCCACCAUCAUUUGCAGAAUCGCCCACCUGAGUCAUCGAUGAACCAUCCGCAAUGAUCUCAUCCUACAAUCUCGAAACCAACUCUAUGGAAAUCCGCAUGCCUGCGAAACCCAGUCAUGACCUCCGCGGUUUAUCGGAACACUCCGGUCCUUUGUGUCCCGCCCACACAAAACACGGCGCCCGUAUUCGAACACAACUGCCUCUAUACUCAUGACAUAAAGCGGAAGCAGAAACGCUGGCAGGAUGGCUUGUUACGAUAUCAUACCUUCAAUCAGCGCGUCAUGGUCUUUGAUGUCGCCGGCAACAAAGUCGGCGACACCCACUGGAAUGGCAAUGUCGCCCUACAGGAAGGCGAUGAGGUGACGUUGGAGAAAUGGGGUGUAGUGGUCGAUGUCUCUGAGCGUGUGCGUCAGACGGUCACGGACCUGUCGGAGAUUCGUCCAGCUCAAAAAAGGGCGUCUCCACGAUUAACAUCAUUGGCAAUACAGAGCCCUGCGCCUGGGGUUUCAUAUCGAUCAGUGUCUCAGCCCAAGCACAAAUCCCUCAACACGCUGCUCAGUAGCAAUCGGCAGACUACACCUUCGCGACCACGCGUUCCUGUUCUACCAGCUCACGGCAGCCCAUUUGAGAGAACUCCGCAUUAUGAACGUGCUGAAGGUACUCCUUCCAAACGUAUCCGCCUGGAUGGCCCACAAGUGUCGGGAAAACAGCGCAUAUCCAAUGCUCCUAUUCAUUCCCGAUUGAAUUCAUCGUGUGCACUCAAUAUCAGCGCUCGCCGCAACGUACCGGUCGAGCGACAAUCGAUCGCAUCUCCCAAAGGGCCUACCGAGGUCAUCGAUCUAUGUGACGGUCUCAGCGAUGCUUCCGAGACUUUUCAAGGCUUCUCCAGCGACAUUCUUCCCACAUCCCCCGUGGUACCGCUUUCUGAUUUGCGGAAUGGCGGAUGCAGGACAUUGUCAACUCAUCCUGAACAACGGACGAUUAAGAUCAGGGACGCGCGAGAUAAGUCUGCUCAGAAAGGUAGUGAGCCCCGGAAGUAUGCUUUGCCGAACAGAAACGAGCCGGGCGAGGAGGAACUCCAAAGUAUGGAGAAGAGCUCUGGGAAGCAAGUGCCGACAAAGGUCGAUACACCCUCAACUGCAGAGCAACGUCGCUCUCUCUCUGCAAUCACAACAGCCAAAGGUCCACAAUCAAUGACAUUAAAGAUAGCUGCCACCACGACGCGCAGAAAAAAGGCUCUGCUGUGUCAAAAGCAACUUCUACCAAACCAUGUACCAAGCGGUGCAAGUUCACCUCACCAGGCGCCCAUCGUGACAGCACAUCAACCUGCACGUACGCGGGCUGCUUCGCUGGUUGCAGAUCCAGAGCACGUGCCCGAGCGAGUCGAUCCCUGCAUAGACGAUGAAGAUCUGAUGGAGCUACAUGGUGAUACAGACAGAGGCGAUCAUUUGUACGAUGAUGUUGCUCCAUCACGCCAACGAAGCAAUCCUCUGGUGCACCUCGCUCAGCCUCGGAGAGAUCAGUCACACAGCAAACCAUCAGCCAGCUUAGCACGCGUGACAGCAGCUGAGGUCAGGGAAACCUCGUCGGCUUCAAACCGCAAGAAAACGCCUUCAAAGGGCCGCGCAGUCCCAGCUGUUGCCCUACCGAAGCAAGUAGAGGUUGAGCUUUGUGACACGGUGGACAGGCCGGUGGAGGCCACUGAGACACCGCCGGGUGAGCAGCAAGGUAGGGUCAAGUCAAUCGAUCGUACAAAUGAACCCAACGUUCCCAGUAAAACGGCGCCUGUCCCACCGAGAAUAUCAGCGAAGAAGCACACCACCUCGAUAACGCAAGCGGCUGGAGCGCUACCGGAAGAUCUCGGCCCAUGGAGUCGUGAGGCAUUCGAUCUGUUCGUCUGGCGACCUCCUGGCUGGAAUGAAGAGAAAUGGUGUGUAGAGGAGCAAAAGACGUGAAAGAAAUCUUGACAUGCGUUGGGCGCUAGGCUCAGGGAAAUGCAAUGUGGUUCAUGAUGAAAGGGAAUGAUUGAAAUGAUGGCUAUGAAUGAUACACCGGAAAUGCAAUGUGUUGCGCACCAACACAGUAAUGAUGUGCCUCACGUUGUACCUUUCCACGUCAUGUUCGCGAACACCCAUUGAAACCACGCCUUCCCGUGUAUAUCAACCGUUGCACAGCAUACCUAGAUACAGCAAGGGAUUACUGAUUGUGAGUAGUUACAUGUCUCUCAUGACACAUUCACUAGACAAUUUGACGAUUGGGACAACCA
Molecule: messenger RNA, 2280 nt
Organism: Dissoconium aciculare CBS 342.82
Lineage: Eukaryota; Fungi; Ascomycota; Dothideomycetes; Mycosphaerellales; Dissoconiaceae
Exons: 1
Coding region: 131-1969 (612 amino acids)
Biological process (GO): double-strand break repair
Cellular component (GO): nucleus; site of double-strand break
Source: RefSeq, a predicted model, not a curated record